Molecule: messenger RNA, 4189 nt
Organism: Ahaetulla prasina
Lineage: Eukaryota; Metazoa; Chordata; Lepidosauria; Squamata; Colubridae
Gene: SMARCAD1
Product: SWI/SNF-related, matrix-associated actin-dependent regulator of chromatin, subfamily a, containing DEAD/H box 1
Exons: 23
Coding region: 394-3534 (1046 amino acids)
Cellular component (GO): nucleus
Molecular function (GO): DNA binding; ubiquitin binding; chromatin binding
Source: RefSeq, a predicted model, not a curated record
UAGUAUAAAAAUCACUAAAAUUAAUUUAAUCUUAGAAUUAAGAAUUAUCCAAUCUAAUACAUCUAAGGAAUGUAUGAAGAGAAUGAGUAAACAUUAAGAGUUUUCCUAGCAUCUUGCAAUGAAGGAGUUUGUCUUAAAAUGUACAGCAUUAAAACAGUUUGGAAAGAAAUGUCUGAAAAAACUAAGACAGCAAUAAGAGCAGUGCUGACUGAUGACCACAGCUGAAGCUUGGUAAAAUACAAGCCUUACACUACAUUAUAUUGUUGAUUAUCUUCAUUAAUAACUUGCCUUAUUUUUUCUCCAGUUACACUUUAUUUAUGUAGGGCUGUUAUAAUUCCCAGCAAUUUUAAAACUGAACAUUAUAAACUGUGGCAAAAGUGAAGCACGAAGAUCAUGAAUUUGUUUAAUCUGGACCGCUUUCGCUUUGAGAAGAGGGCCAAUGUUGAAGGACAAAAUGCUCCAUCUUCAGAUUCUCCUGAAGAUCAGAAAGAGCCCACUGCUUUCAAUACUGUAAAGAAGAAUUCUUCAAUUCCUUCUCCUUCAGAAGAUCAUGCUAUUACUACUGGUGGAGAAGAUGAUGAUGAUCAUACUAGUGGACCAACCUCUCCAGCAUCUGAUGUGUCUGAGGAAACCGAUGACUCCAGUAUUCCAGAAACUCCUGAAGCUAAGAGGACAGUGCAAUCAAAGUAUUUUAAAUAUAAGAAAGAUGUUAUUGAAUUGUCAUCUGAGAGUGAAGAAGAAGUACAAGGGAAAUGCAAAAAUACAAAGCAAUCCUCGGUUUUUAGAAAGGAUGUUAUUAUAAUUUCUGAACCUUCUGAUGACGAAAGUGAGAAUGAAUCAUCACAAUCUCUCCCUAAAAGUAGUCCAGUUGAAAUGUCAGAUGCCACAGAGGAGGAGGAGCAGGAGGAGGAAGAGGAUUUGAAUUAUUGUAAACUCCAAACACUAAAAGAACUUUUCCCACAAAAAAGUGACCAAGCAUUAUUAGAGCUCAUAGAAUCAACAAAUACUAUGGAUGAAGCUAUAGCUGCUGGUCUAAAAUUGUUUGAUGAAGGAGGAUCUCGAAAGAGAAAGCUUGAAGAAGGUGCGAUGAAUGAUUCUGAAGAUAAGGAUGACCAAAGUGCAAAAAAGAAAAAACUUGAUCCUUUGCAAAAUCCUGAAAACCAGGGGGAAAAUCAUGAACAGUUAGUAAGCAAAUUGCACAAAGAAUUUCCAAGUUUACAUAAAGAGGAACUGAGAGAUGUACUUCAGGAACAUAACUGGAUAUAUCAAGAAGCUUUGGAUUCUUUAAAAGCAUUUAUGGAAGAUCAAGAGGAUGCACCUUCAAAGAGUGAAGUUUCAAAGAGUGAAGUUUCAAAGAGUGAAGUUUCAAAUGGAAAGAGCAUCUCGGUUAAUAAUGCCACUGACCACAAGAAAGAUACCAAUAUGAAGCCGAAAGAGAAAUCAUCUAAAACAUCUGAGAAUGGCUUCAGGAAAAAGGAAAAAAAGAAGAAAAUUUGGAGUACUAAAAAGGACUCCCAGGAGGUACAAUACGAAUCUGCUUCGGAAGCCGGUAGCUCCCUUGAUGAGGACUAUAGCAGUGGUGACGAAGUGAUGGAAGAUGGUUAUCGAGCUAAAAUUCUUAAUUUUCUUCAACAUGCUUCUCUUGGUGAACUCACUUUGAUUCCACAGUGUUCUCAGAAAAAGGCUCAAAGAAUAAUGGAGCUCCGUCCCUUUAAUAGCUGGGAAACUUUGUUCACAAAAAUGUGUAAGACCAAUGGUUUGUCGGAAGAUAUUAUUUGGAAUUGCAAAACACUACUAAGAGAAAGAGAUGUUGUGCUAAGACUUAUGAACAAAUGUGAAGAGAUCUCAAAUAAACUGACCAAACAAGUAACAAAAAUAACUGGAGAAGGAGAUGGUGGAUGGAACAUUGCCCAACCAUCCAUCCUAAAUCCAAGCAUGGAACUUAAGCCAUAUCAGAAGAUUGGUUUAAAUUGGCUAGCACUUUUGCAUAAGCACUCACUGAAUGGUAUUUUAGCUGAUGAAAUGGGUUUAGGAAAAACCAUUCAAGCAAUUGCUUUUCUGGCAUAUCUUUAUGAAGUGGGUGAUGUAGGUCCACAUUUGAUCGUUGUGCCAGCAUCAACAUUAGAUAACUGGAUAAGGGAAGUUAACCUGUGGUGUCCAGAACUCCAGAUUUUAUUUUAUUACGGAUCUCAAGAAGACAGGAGGCAUCUCAGAAUGGAUAUCCAUAAUAAUGUAACAGAUUUCAAUGUGAUCGUGACAACGUAUAACUGUGCAAUUAGUAGUCCAGAAGAUCGUAACCUGUUUCGCAAGAUGAAACUUAAUUAUGCAAUUUUUGAUGAAGGUCAUAUGCUAAAAAAUAUGGGCUCUGUACGCUAUCAACAUCUGAUGACAAUUAAUGCAAAAAAUCGUUUGCUGCUAACUGGGACUCCUGUUCAAAAUAAUCUUUUAGAACUUAUGUCCCUAUUGAAUUUUGUAAUGCCGCACAUGUUCAGUAGUAGCACCAGUGAAAUUCGGAGGAUAUUUUCUUCUAAAGCAAAAGCAUCUGAGGAGCACAGCAUUUAUGAAAAGGAGAGAAUUACACAUGCAAAGCAGAUAAUAAAACCAUUCAUCUUGAGAAGAAUAAAAGAAGAGGUGCUGCAACAACUGCCUCCCAAAAAAGACAUUGUUGAGUGGUGUGAAAUGACUGAGAAACAGGGAAAACUAUACGAAGAUCUUUUUAGCUGCCUUAAGAAAUCUAUUGAUGGUCAAGAAAAAAAUUCUGAAAUGGGUAAUGUCAUGAUGCAGCUAAGAAAAAUGGCUAAUCAUCCCCUCCUACACCGCCAGUAUUAUACCUCUGAAAAACUUAGAGUCAUGUCAAAACUCAUGCUCAAGGAACCUACACACUGUGAAGCAAACCCUGAUCUUAUUUUUGAAGAUAUGUGUGUGAUGACUGAUUAUGAACUGCAUUUGCUUUGUAAACAGUAUGCAAAUAUUCAUGACUUCAAACUUGAAAUGGAUCUAAUUUCGGAUUCUGGAAAAUUUAGGACACUUGUACGCAUUUUGUCGGAUUUUAAAGAAAAGGGUGACAGAGUUGUCUUGUUUAGCCAAUUUACCAUGAUGCUGGACAUCUUGGAAGUUCUCCUGAAACAUGAGCAACAUCGCUAUCUUAGACUGGAUGGAAAAACACAGAUCUCCGAUAGGAUACAUUUGAUAGAUGAAUUCAAUUCAGAUAUGGGUAUCUUUGUUUUCUUGCUUUCAACUAAAGCUGGGGGCCUUGGGAUUAAUUUGACUUCAGCCAACGUGGUCAUUCUCCAUGAUAUUGACUGCAAUCCUUACAAUGACAAACAGGCUGAAGACAGAUGCCACAGAGUUGGACAGACUAGAGAAGUGCAGGUCAUUAGACUUAUAAGUAAAGGGACCAUAGAAGAAUCCAUGCUCAAAAUCAGUCAGCAGAAGUUAAAAUUAGAGCAAGAUAUGACAGCGACAGAAACAGGAGAAGAAGGAGCCAUUCCAGCAGAUAUAGCAACACUAUUAAAAACCUCAUUAGGUCUCUAAUGCUAAUAUAAAAAAGGCGAUGUAGAUUUUUUUAUUUACGGGAAAAUAUGUGGUGCUUCAAGAAAUUUUUGUUACAAAAUACAUUUGUAUGAACAUUUAUAGCUUUUUAAACAAAUCUUGUUGUAUUGGCCAAGAAAUAAAAUUUUUCCCACUACCGGUACUCAAAUUAAAAUGUACAGAUGCCAUAAAAAUGUAGUGCAUAAAAUGCCAUCUGUAACUAUCUUACCAAGGCAGUUUCUAAUAGGGACCCUAGUUUUAACAGAACUGCUAAAGGUUAAAAUUGUUGCAUAUUUUUGUAAUUAUUUCUACCUCUAAAUAUAAAUAUAUAUAUCUAUAUAUAUAUAUAGAAACUUGUCUAUUUCACUGGAUGUGUGGUUUUUUUACAUGUGCCUUAUUUGAAAUGCCCCGUAUUUGUUGUCUCUUGGUUUUUUUUGUUUUUUUUUUAAGUACUGUAAUGUUUUAUAUCAGAUUGUUCACAUAAUAAAAAUAUUAAUCUUAAUUCUGUUUUUUUAUACGAUUCUUUUAACUGCAAAAAAGGAAAGAGAAAUUAAAACCCCUCAUAUUUGUUUUCUUUUAUCCAUGAUAGCUUUUACAUUAAGGCCUUCUCAGUAGUGAUGAUUUAGACAUUUUCGCCAAACUUCGUUGACCUUUAAGA